CUUUACAAGGAAGCGGAGGGAAUAUUGGGGCGAGAGAGAGUGAAGCUACUGCAUCUAUAUUUAGGCCGGAGCUAUGACAUCAUCAGGUCGCGCCGGCAGUGAAGGGCGGGGUCGGCAGCAGAGCUCGGGACGGAGAGAGCGGCGGAGACAGAGAUGCUGCCAGACCUGCUGAGCUUUUCCAGGUAAUAAGAACAGCCAAGUCAGAUUUGGACACACCAGCGCCUGAACAAUAAUAUUGAGGGGAUACAUGUCCAAAAAUGGAGUUCCCUGACUUGGGGAAGCACUGUUCUGAGAAUUCCUGCAAAAGACUGGAUUUUCUUCCCAUGAAGUGUGAUGCAUGUUCACAGAUCUUCUGCAAGGACCACAUCAGCUAUGCACAGCACAAGUGUACAUCCUCCUAUAAAAAGGAUGUUCAGGUACCAGUGUGUCCAUUGUGUAACAUACCAGUUCCUGUCAGAAGGGGAGAAAUGCCAGAUAUUCGAGUUGGUGAGCAUAUAGACAGAGAGUGUAAAUCUGACCCUGCCCAGAAAAAGCGUAAGAUUUUUACAAACAAGUGUUCAAAGACCGGAUGCAAACAGAAAGAGAUGAUCAAAGUGACAUGUGACCAAUGUCACUUAAACUUCUGCUUAAAGCACAGGCACCCUUUGGAUCAUGAGUGCAAGGCUGAUGGGAAACGUGUCUCCAAAGCUGGUAAUGCUGCCAUUGAGAGAGUUCGGGGCACUUCAAAAUCCAGUGCGAUGCCAUCUACAAGCAAAGAGGCAUCUAGCAGCCGGCCAAAUGGACUGAAUGCAUCGGCCCACCCACAUUAUAACAGUAAUCCACCAAGACCAUCACAGAGACCCGUCCCUCCAGCUGCAUCCCUGCAAGGAGGAUUGAGUGAAGAGCAAGCACUGCAGAGAGCUUUGGAGAGAUCGUUGGCUGAAUCUUCCAGCAAUGCAGCUCCCAGCCGUGAGGAGCAGGAGGACUUGGCCUUGGCCCGUGCUAUUGCUGCUAGUGAGGAAGAGUUCCGCAGACAACAGCAGCAGACACAACAGCGAGGUUCCAGGUCCUUGCCAUGUAAACUAUCUUGACCCUGGCAUUCUGACUGUGACACUACCUUAUUUUCGAUUUCUUAAUCCAUGUCCAUGGAGCCUGGGACUGGACCACACUUCCUGGGGGGAAGGAAAAAUCGAGCUUCUGGUUUAAGGAAAUAAAUGCCCUUUGCCCAGUGAAUGUUCCUGUAACUCUGUAUGAUUCUAUUAAGAAAUCUGAGUUUUUCUGUUGAAUUCUUAUAAAUUUAUAUCUAACUGAAUAAUAAAGAGCAAAGCAAUGUGUAUAGUAGCAGUGUGCACAAAGUGCAGCUAUCCUAUUUAAUCAUGAUUAUGUAUGGUAUUGAUGAUUUCUAAGAAUAAAAUAUUUUAAAAAUGG
Molecule: messenger RNA, 1407 nt
Organism: Carcharodon carcharias (great white shark)
Lineage: Eukaryota; Metazoa; Chordata; Chondrichthyes; Lamniformes; Lamnidae
Gene: zfand2a
Product: zinc finger, AN1-type domain 2A
Exons: 11
Coding region: 258-1070 (270 amino acids)
Biological process (GO): proteasome-mediated ubiquitin-dependent protein catabolic process; protein targeting to ER
Cellular component (GO): endoplasmic reticulum; cytoplasm
Molecular function (GO): zinc ion binding
Source: RefSeq, a predicted model, not a curated record